Molecule: messenger RNA, 2317 nt
Organism: Amoebophrya sp. A120
Lineage: Eukaryota; Dinophyceae; Syndiniales; Amoebophryaceae
Source: the annotation of a GenBank genome assembly
UUUUUUAAAUUCAAUCUCACAACAAGAUGAUUCUCGAGCUUGUGGUUUUUCGUUUUCCCCUUCUCCUCCUCUCGAUUUGGACGGGAAGGUGCUUGGCAGCCGCAGCGGCCGACAGUAAGAAGCCCGAUGAACAUGAAAGCACUACGGCUGCUGGGUCAACAACAUCCUCCAAUUCGUGGUGGCCCUUCGAACGGCCGCAGUUCGUGCAAAAGGCGAUGGAGCGGUACCCUCAUGUUGCCCCGAUGCGCAACAUCAUCGGCAGCGAUCCCGAUCCGUUUCAGUGCCCCGGCACCGCGUGGAGGGCCCGGGCCUUUCACGCGAAAUGUCGACUGAGCAUCACAAUCUCUCCGGCCGACUUCUCGGAGGCCAAGCUCGGAGGGUGCAGGGCGGUUGCGGAGGAGAUCCUGAGUCGCGUGCAUCCGGCGACUGAUCAGGACCGAGCAUGGAAGGAUCCGCACAACCUCGGCAAGUACGAGUUUGCAGACGACGAAGCGAAAACGGAAUUCAUCGGUACCUUCAACGAUCCUGCCGACCAGAAGUUGCAGCCCUUGACGGCAAAACCGUGGGUGAUGCGGUUGAAGCGAACGACAAAUUUGCACGAUAAAACCGGCGGGAGGCUUGCGGAUGCCAAGCAGUACACAGACAAGAUCAAUCUUGUCUUUGUCAGCCAUGGCGUUGGUACGGAUUACUGCACAAUCUCGGGCUGCUCCGAAUCCCAAGUAUUUUCCAUCCUAGAUCAGUCAACGAACUACUGCAACCUGCGAAAUCUGGUCUGUUACGCAUGUUUGCAAAAGUACCGCGAAAGCUCGUAGGGAAGUGAUGGUGCUGGUUUUACUGACAGUAAGGCAGAAGGCAACUACAACAAUGAACCUGACAUCAGGCUUUGACGUAAUUAUAAGCAACGAAUGAUGUAUACUAAAAUGGAAACGAUGCUGUUGAUGCGCAAAACUGGCAUGCUGCACCUCCUGUGUAGUUGGGCUACUACGUAAGAUUGUAUGCAGUACAGAAAUUGGAAUAAUUGAAAAAAUACAUACGACUACGGUACUUUUUUGAAUGAUAUCUGUGGCGAAAAGGACAAGUGUCCUUAUGUGAAGCAUUCCUUCAGCAACAUCGAUUGGGGAUUGGACGAGGAGGGCAAAGAAAGCUGCACGCAACACGAUGCGACGAUGUGCAUUUCAGGUAGAACAACCGAUGCAUAGUGUGAUGUGGAAACUCUAAUUUAAUCGGAGAUAGAAGUUUUUUUUUUUCCGGAUACCUACAGAAGAUCUUGAGAUGAGAAGUCUGAAAAAUGUUCGUUUGUGUUAUGCUUAUGUAAAUUGCAAAAAAAAUGCAUCUUCAGGCAAGUAUUUGGAGGAGCUGGAGGGGGAUCAUCAUCAUUCAAACUCAAAGACGUAUCCUGUGCAAAAGUAUCGUACUCGUAGGAAAAAUUGCAGUCAUGCAUUACAAAUGCAAAUCUUUUCCUCAAAGCAAAUCCGCAUUACAAAUUUUAUUUCUCAUGCUAAGGAAAUAAUUUGUAAUGCAUUUAUACGACGAGUGCGAUACUUCUGCAAUUUAUAAGGAGGCCGACGCAGCAAGAUCACUGGAGGAACAGGUGAUAGGGGAGGGCACACACGACGACGACGAGGUGGACCAACACCAAGUUGCGGCGAAGCAGGAAGAUGAAAAAGAAGCCCGCGAUGAAGAACCAGCAGGCGAUGAUCAUGAUGGAAAUACACAACAUCAACAUGCACCAGCGCCAACCGAUGAUGGAGACAAGGGAGUAGAUCCGGAUCAGGAGCAGGAGGCCCAAGCGGAAUCAAAGUCGGAAAGGAAGAGAAGGAAAAAGGCGGAAAAAAAGGCCGCGGCGGGGAAAAGCCAGCACUCGAAGAGUCGCAGAAGCAAGCACCGAAAGCACAAGAAAGAGAACAAGCAGGAUGACAAGCAACAAGGAGAACCCGAGACCACCACCUCUUCCAGUACCCUCGAGCUGCUUGACGACGGUUCCUCGCACUACAUCCCAGAUGGAGCCGCCGAUGAGGAGGUACAACCACAUGAAAACGAGCAAGACCCAACUCCCCUGUCGGACGAGCCACCAGCAGCCUUCAAGCAAGUGAGGAGCGGGGAGAAAGACGAGGAGGAGGACGGCGGGAAGGACUCGGAUUUGGAGUUUCUCGAGUGAGGAACGGCAUGUGACUCGCAAGCGAAGGGCUUUGCAACUGAAUUUGAAUUUGUGCUCCACCGGCUUCUGUUGUUAUCAUGGAGUUUGCUUCGAAAGCGAAACGCACACUCGUGUUUUUUUCAAAUUCAACUUGAAAAAGUAAUUACUCCCCGGAGAGAU